This is a messenger RNA of Pongo pygmaeus (Bornean orangutan), 792 nucleotides long. RefSeq names its product cytochrome c oxidase subunit 7B2 (gene COX7B2). NCBI's taxonomy places the organism in Eukaryota, Metazoa, Chordata, Mammalia, Primates, Hominidae. The coding region runs from base 460 to 705 and encodes 81 amino acids. Gene Ontology annotation, biological process: mitochondrial electron transport, cytochrome c to oxygen. The transcript is spliced from 6 exons. The record is from RefSeq and is a predicted model, not a curated record. Gene Ontology annotation, cellular component: respiratory chain complex IV; mitochondrion.
CUAAGGCGGAAACUGCUCACUGGAAGUACCUGUUUUACCCGACCCCUCCAGGCUGGAAAACGGAAAGGUUCGGAAUUUGCCUCUGCGCCAUCUUUUUUGCCUGUUACCUGAGACGUCCUUGGAAUUUAUUACUGUUAUCUCCAUUUGAGUUCUAGCUGCUCUUUCUAUGUGAUGGAGGUGAAUCUUCUGCCUAUCAUGAAGCAGAAUCUGAAACUUUCUGAGGAGAGCAUUUGAGCUUCAGAUUUCUAACAGUCUGUGUGCCCAGCUGAGUUUGUUGAAAGCCUUGGUCCCUGAAGUCCUAAACUACAUGCAAGAAAGCUAUAGAGGAAGGAGUUGGGGAUCAGAGGCCGCACACGUUAAGACUGCAAGCUAUCCAAGAUAAAUUGAGUUCUCAUCUGGUCAAUAUUCAUCCUCUUUGCAACAAAAUAGACCAGUAGCUGAAGUCAACUGCAAUCCUUCAUGAUGUUUCCCUUGGCCAGAAAUGCACUAAGCAGUCUCAAGAUUCGAAGCAUUCUGCAAAUUAUGGCAAGACAGAGCCAUGUAAAACACUCACCAGAUUUUCAUGAUAAAUACGGUAAUGCUGUGCUAGCCAGUGGAACCGCUUUCUGUGUUGCUACAUGGGUGUUUACAGCCACUCAGAUUGGAAUAGAAUGGAACCUAUCCCCUGUUGGCAGAGUUACCCCAAAAGAGUGGAAACAUCAGUAACCAUCACAGUUGCUGUAAUGACAGAAUUGUUUAAAAAACCAACUUGUCAUGUAAGCACUCUACUGCUUAUUAAAAUAUAGCACAAUU